CUUUCUGUUUCUCUUAUUAUUUGUACAGCAAGACGAAAAAUCCAUUGUAAUGUCGGAGGACGCAGCAGCAGACACAGUGGUUGUUGAACCAAAGCCUGAGGAUGCAAAACCCGAAAAGAAAGCUAGUAAUAAAUCGUUUAAAAAGAAAUCAACACCAGCAAGCAAGAAAAAGAAGUCAAAGCAAGCACCAUCUGAUCAUCCACACUACAGAGACAUGAUACGAGAUGCGCUAACAAGUCUUAAGGAGAGAGGUGGAAGUUCGAGACAGGCAAUCCUUAAAUACAUUAUAGGAAAUUAUAAAAUUAGUGUAGAAGAAAAAACCGCAAACAAUCAUUUAAAAAUGGCUUUAAGAGCAGGAGUAAAAAAUGGAACUUUGACUCAAAGCAAGGGACAAGGUGCUUCUGGUUCGUUUAGGUUAGGGGAAGUCAAAACAAAGAAAUCCAAGACCUCUUCGAAGAAGAAGGAAACUGUUUCAUCUCCUAAAAAAAAGGUUAAGAAACCUGCAUCACCAAAAAAGGCUAAAAAGCCAGCACCGGCGAAGAAGACCAAGAAAUCUAAACCAGCAAAAAAGGCAAAAUCUCCAAAGAAAAAAGCUGCGAAGAAAGUCAAAGCAAAAGGAGUGAAGGCUUCCGAAGAAACGCCUCAAGCUGAAAAAACAGACUGAUCAAUAACAGCAUUCUUUAGUAUUCAUAAGUAUUGUAAUUAUCUGUGUCGUAGCAGGUUACUGUAAUCUUGCCAAGCGAAGGACUAAGGACAGUUUUAUGCACAAAAAUGAACGCCAUUCAAAAUGGAAAAUAUUGUGACAUUAGGAUUACAAAACAGUAUUCGUAUUUGUGGUAAUUUGUAGUACUUAAUCAAUUAAAUUGAUUUUAUAUUUUA
This is a messenger RNA of Mytilus californianus (California mussel), 879 nucleotides long. RefSeq names its product histone H1-delta-like. Gene Ontology annotation, molecular function: double-stranded DNA binding; structural constituent of chromatin; nucleosomal DNA binding. Bases 50 to 664 code for a protein of 204 amino acids. Lineage: Eukaryota; Metazoa; Mollusca; Bivalvia; Mytilida; Mytilidae. The record is from RefSeq and is a predicted model, not a curated record. Gene Ontology annotation, biological process: negative regulation of DNA recombination; chromosome condensation; nucleosome assembly. The transcript has a single exon. Gene Ontology annotation, cellular component: nucleus; nucleosome.